UAAAGCUCGGGGACACCUGCCUCGCCUGAUCUUAUGAGGUGUAAGACGUUAGGGUCAAGUAGCCAUGCAAACUGAGAAAGAGCUGAAUACAUCUCACCUGCCAUCUCCCUUAUGUGUCACUCACUCGGUUCCCUUUCUGAUCUAUAAAUACCAACACCUCCCAGUCGCCACUUCACCUCAAUCCACUAGCAACAAGCAGCCUAUAUCUAUGCCAUUCAUGGCUAAAACUAAUGUCCUGCUCUCCUUUUCUCUUUUUCUUGUUCUCUUCCAUGGCUCCUUAGGUUUGACAGCUGAUCGCUCACGUCAGCAUCAAGGCCAGUGCCAGCUUGAUAGGCUCAACGCCCUAAAGCCUGGUAACCGCAUUAAGAGUGAGGCCGGUGAGACAGAGUCCUGGGAUCCCAACCAUGAUCAGUUCCAAUGUGCUGGUGUAGCCGUCGUCAGGAGGACCAUUGAACCCAAUGGCCUUUUGUUGCCAUCCUAUAGCAAUGCUCCUCAACUUGUAUACAUCGUCCAAGGUAGGGGUAUGACCGGGACCUUGAUGCCUGGAUGUCCUGAAACAUUCCAAGAAUCUCAAGAAUCGCAAGGUCAAGGCAGGCGCAGGUUACAAGACCAGCACCAGAAGGUUCAUCGCUUCCGAGAGGGUGAUGUCAUUGCUUUGCCUGCUGGAGUUGCCCACUGGUGCUACAAUGACGGCAAGGAGCGUGUUAUUGCUGUUACUGUCCUUGAUAUGGCUAACAGUGCCAACCAGCUAGAUGACAUGAAUCCUAGAAAUUUCUAUCUAGCUGGUAACCCACAAGAAGAGUUCCAGCAAGUACAAGGCCAGCCACGCCACCGUGGCGAGCAGCGAACAGGGCGAGAACCAUUUCGCGGGCAUGGCCAGCAACAAUGCAACAACAUCUUCUGUGGAAUGGACACAAGGUUCCUUGCUGAAGCUUUCAAUGUUAGUGAACAAGUAGCAAGGAAGCUUCAGAGUGAGAGUGACAGAAGGGGCAACAUUGUGAGGGUGAAAGGUGGACUUCAGAUUGUCAUGCCAAAGUUGAGACAAGAGGAACAAGAGCAAGGACAACGUGGAGAACAUCGCAAUGGCUUGGAGGAGACCAUGUGCACAAUGAGGAUUAGAGAGAACAUUGGCGACCCCUCACGUGCUGAUGUGUUCACCCCAGAAGCAGGUCGCAUUAGCACUGUCAAUAGCCACAAUCUCCCUAUCCUUCGAUACAUCCAACUCAGUGCCGAGAGAGGCGUUCUUUACAAUGAAGCUAUGAUGAUGCCACAUUGGAACCUGAAUGCGCAUAGCAUAAUGUACGCAAUCAGGGGUCAAGCACACGUUCAGGUGGUGGAUCACAGUGGUCGAACUGUGUUUGAUGGCGAAAUGCGCGAGGGACAAGUCUUGACAGUGCCACAAAAUUUCGCUGUUGUGAAACGGUCUGAUCAACAAAGUUUCGAGUGGGUAUCCUUCAAGACCAAUGACAAUGCCAUGAUCUCUCCUCUGGCUGGUCGCACCUCGGCACUCCGGGCCAUGCCAGCCGAAGUUCUUGCCAAUGCCUUCAGAAUCUCAGUAGAAGAUGCAAAGAGAAUCAAGUUCGCGAGGCAGGAAACCACUUUAACUAGCCACAGGUCGACUCGAUCUGGAAGUUGGGCCGAGGCCUAGUUGAGUAUAGAUGGGGCUACUGUUUAAUCUGAUGCUGCAUGCAGGCAAUUUUUUUUUAAAAAGAAAUCAAGGUAGAAAUAAAAAGGGGCUUUGAGGUCUCUUGUUAUGUAAAGUAGAGUUUGUGUAUCUACUUUCUAAUAACUACUGCUGCGUGUACCUUUUUACAAGUGAGUAAUGAAGUCCUGUAAUUAGCCUGC
Messenger RNA from Populus trichocarpa (black cottonwood), 1845 nucleotides. Its product is annotated as 11S globulin seed storage protein Jug r 4. The record is from RefSeq and is a predicted model, not a curated record. Gene Ontology annotation, molecular function: nutrient reservoir activity. Lineage: Eukaryota; Viridiplantae; Streptophyta; Magnoliopsida; Malpighiales; Salicaceae.